UUUCUUUAUAACUCCCUAGCAGGCUCUAUAUUCUAAUUACAACCCAUCACCAUGUCAGUUAUGAAAGAGAAAACCGACUAUGGAACUCCACUCCAAACUCGAAAUCGUGUUCGCGGACCAGCAGGCGAAAUAUACCAAUUCGUUGAAGUGAUGGAAAACACUGAGGACGAGAUGUACGCGACGGAUCGAGCAAGAAACAUCAUGAAACUGCUUCCAAUUACAGCUUCUGCAGCUAUCGUAUCCUCGUUCGCCUAUUGGAAACUCUACGUGGGGCAACUGUUGAUAUUUAGAUCGCGGGGACAGAACAUGAAUGCCCGUCUCUUCUUUGCUAUGAUAGACCUCCUAGUUGCUUUAUCGGUUGCGGUUAAGGCACUUCUUGACUCUAUCGCCAUCCUCACUCCCAACAGAAAAAGACCAUAUCUACGCUUGACCGGAUCGGUGGCUCCCAUGGUGGACAUCAUUAUCACGACUUGUAAUGAGGACGUGGACACCUGUCUCGACACUAUUCGGGCGGCCAUGAAUAUCGAUUAUCCAUCAUCGAAAUUCAGAGUCCUUGUUGCCGACGAUGGGGCCUGCUCCGAACUCAAGCAGGCGGUUGAGGACAUUUCGGAGAAGACCUCUCCGCAAAAAUUGUUCUACACUUCUCGUGUAAAAGGAAAGGAUGACCGUCACAAGGCCGCUAAUCUCAAUCAUGCCCUGAGAGUUCUCUCUAAACUUUCCGGGGGAUCUUCUCCCUACGUAGCAGGCUUUGAUGCCGACAUGAUCGCCGAGAGACAAUUCCUGCGCGCAUCGAUGCCACACCUUCUUGAGGAUCCUAAUCUGGGAUUUACAUGUCCUGCUGCUACUUACUACAAUAAUGCAACUAAUGACCCUCUGUUACAAUCGCAAACAGUUGUGAACAAGUUCGAAGAGUGCUUCAGAGAUCGAGUCAAUAACGCCUGGAACACAGGCUCAGGUUGGGUCUGCAGACGGGAUGCUUUAGACAACUUGGGCGGCUUUCCGAUGAAGGACAUCGCCGAGGACGUUCAUUGCUCUAGUGGUAUUCUGAAUCUUGGAUAUAAGGCUGCUUUUCUCUCAGAGUCGUUGCAGUUUGGACUUGUCCCUGAUGGAUACAAGGGUCAUUUGAAGCAACAUCGACAAUGGAAACUUGGCGGGCUGCAGAUCGGACUCGCGAUGAAGUUUGGACUAUUCGGCAAACAGGUAAAGGGAAUGACUUGGAACCAACGGCUCUAUUGGUUUUUCUAUCCAUUCAAGGCUCUCACAAGCCCCUUGGUCACGCUUGGUCUCUUCACCUCUCCUCUGUUCAUGUUAGCCGACAUUCCUUUGAUUAUCUAUGAUACUCCAGCAGACUUGAAGCAUCUGACCCAGACCUCCGCUCUAGCAUUUCUUUGCGCAUUUUUCUUCAAAUGCCAUAUCGCAGCUUUGACGGGGUUUAAGGCUUCUCUAAUGGAGAACUGUAAUGACAUCUGGAUGGCACCAUAUCACACCGUGACGCAAAUGCGGACCUAUAUCCUGCCAAACUGGCUUGGAGGCAAACUUUUUACGUUCAUUCCAACGGGGACCAUUCCAAACGAACUGAACGAGAGGAGCAAAGCUAGGAGGUCUCCUCUGUACCACCGUCUUAGAUUAAUCCUAUUAACCCAUGGGGCUAUCUUCCACUGCCUCUACAGCCUCUUUUGCUUGGUUGCUGUUGGGUUCAUCGUCUCGAGGGCUGUUACCAAUUACCGCGAGGACCCCGUCGGACGGAAUGUCUAUCUGCUGACACAUUUGGGCUGGAUACCUCUCCCGUGGUUCUUUUCGGCUUUUGCUUGUCUCACUCCUCUCAGAUACGCGAUUUUUCCACCGACGGUCCCUGAGCGAGAGGAUCUCUUGGAGAGAGAUCCACAGACAAACGUGGCGUAUCCCAUCAAAGAGGCACGCCGUGUACGAUGGGAGUUUGAGAUCAUCGGAUUUCAGAACCUCUACAUUGUUGCAGCAAUCUACUGUGCUGGUCUCCUGUAUGGCACAUCAAUGUGGUGAAGCUGCCCAAAGGAGUGUUUCUGUUUUAGCUUAAGCACAUCUGCAUUACAUAUUUGUUUGGCUCUUCUUCGAGAGAUAUUCAGAUACGGCGCUUGAAAGUCG
Messenger RNA from Cadophora gregata, 2121 nucleotides. RefSeq lists its product as uncharacterized. The transcript has 6 exons. Bases 52 to 2019 code for a protein of 655 amino acids. The record is from RefSeq and is a predicted model, not a curated record. Lineage: Eukaryota; Fungi; Ascomycota; Leotiomycetes; Helotiales; Ploettnerulaceae.